Megalopta genalis is the source of this 2481-nucleotide messenger RNA. Its product is annotated as aldo-keto reductase family 1 member A1. The record is from RefSeq and is a predicted model, not a curated record. NCBI's taxonomy places the organism in Eukaryota, Metazoa, Arthropoda, Insecta, Hymenoptera, Halictidae. Gene Ontology annotation, molecular function: oxidoreductase activity.
AUGUCCUGGUGGAAUUACUUGUCCAAUUAUUUUCCCAACGUUUCACAAGAUAUUGCAGCUAGCUUCGUCGGGGCUAAAAGUCACACCGAUACCGGUAUGUUAAUUGGUAAGCAACGAAUUGGAAUGCGAACAGGCUUCGCUAUAUUAAGCUAGCUGCAAUGCUUGCGAAACAUUGGGAAAAUAAUUCCACCAGAACAUUGCUUAUACUUGGAAGCCUUGACACACCGGCUCGGUCAAAGAAAGAAACAAUGAGGUCGUUUCGAUUGUUAUCCGGAUACGAUAUGCCCACUGUAGGCUUGGGCACAUGGCAGGCUAAACCGGAAGAAAUUGAAAAUGCUGCAACAACUGCUUUAGAUGCUGGUUACAAACACAUCGAUACCGCAUUUAAUUACAAUAAUGAAGAAGCAAUUGGAGCAGUAUUAAAAAAGUGGUUUGCAAAAGGUGGAAAACGAGAGGAUCUCUUUAUCACUUCGAAGUUACCCAACUACGGCAAUCGACCAUCAGAAGUGGACAAAUUUAUUCGUAUGUCAUUGGAAAAACUUGGAUUGGAUUAUUUGGACAUGUACUUAAUUCACAUGCCUUUUGCUUUUCAAAGGGAUGAAUCCGCUUAUGUCCCAGCUACUCGUGCAGAUGGAAGUUUUGUCUUAGAUCUUGAUACAGACCCUGUUUCGGUGUGGAAGGAAAUGGAAGAACAAGUGAGGAAAGGUCGUACAAGAUCCAUAGGUUUGAGUAACUUCAAUGAGAAACAAGUAUUAAGUAUAUGGGAGAAUGCACAAAUUAAACCGAGUAACUUACAAAUAGAACUACAUGCCUAUUUGCAACAAAAUUCACUGAGAGAAUUGUGCAAAACGCACAACAUUAUCGUAACAGCCUACAGUCCACUCGCGUCACCAGGAGCCAAACUGCACUUUAAAACGAAAUACAAUGUUGAUAUCGCAGAAUUUCCAAGCCUUUUCCGGCAUCCUGUCGUAGAAAAGCUGAGCACAGAUUACAAGCGUACAGCGGCACAAAUUUUAUUGCGUUACCUGCUACAGUUGGGCGUCGUUGUGAUUCCGAAAAGCGCGUCCCCAGAAAGAGUCAGAGCGAACAUUGAACUAUUCGAUUUUGCAUUAAACGAGGACGACGUGAAAUUGUUGAGAACUUUAGAUAUGGGUCCUCGUGGAAGAAUUUUCAACUUCUUAUUCUUUAACGGAGUUGAGAAACAUCCGCAAUAUCCAUUCAAAGAUGAACUGGCAUCGUAACUGAAAAGAAACGUAUGUAGUGUCUCUUUAUAUUUAUGUAUAAUUAUACAUUGCAAUCUGACGAAAUACAGUACAAAAUGGGAAAUACGUAAUAACGCAUAAAUGCACAAUGUCAUUAUAAUAAAAUAAGAAUAUACGGUACAUGAAAUAACAAAAAAAGAAAAAAACGUCAUUACAUUUCAAUGCAGCCUAUACAACAUUUUACGUUGCAUACGAUGCUGAAGUUCUCCACGACGUAUCAUCGUGUGUAUCACUUUAUAAACAGCACGUUCCGGAUAUGCUUGCUUUACAAAAUCUUUGACGACGUUCUGCUCAGACACUUGAUUCCCAACAGGAAAUCUACGUUUCAGUUGUUUCUCGAUGCGAGAUAACAUCUCAUGAUCUUCGUCCGAGAUUACCAGCUAGCGAUCCAGACAUUGCAGCAUCCAAAGUUGAGAUUUGAAACAGUCUCAGAGCUUCGUUGACAUGGACUUCGGUGGCAAAGGCCUUUAACUGCAUUUUUGCCAGCGAUUCUGAAAUUCUUAUAACAGCUUCCAACUGACGUACUGUUAUGGGGAUAGAUAGUCUCUUCUCAAUUAAUUAUCAUUAAUUUGAAAAGAUUUUAGAAACUACUUUCACCUUCAUGCCCCUCAAGGAACUUGGAUGCGCAUCCGAAGACAAUAGCAGUUGGAUGUCCUCGACCUUCUCUUCCCCUUCCGGUCUCGGGGCACUAAAGAUUCAUCAAAAGCUGCCAAAUCCUCCAAAUUAACUUCCACCCAAUACUGGCCAAGAUUGUAAUUCCGCUUUAAAGUGUCUCUUAAACGAUCAGUAAAUUAUUUAUGGAAUUAACAGGAGAACAACAAGAAAGUAUACAAUAUAUUUAAAUACAAGAGUAAAUAGUAAAAACACGAAAGUAUAACAGUAUAUCAUUUUAAAUACCUGUAUUUAUAAUUGAAAUUUCCUUCGUGAAAUUGUCUGAUAAAUUCCAUGAACUUCUUUUUAUAAAAUUGGAGAUUAGUUUGCGAUUGUGCUUUAUUAGUGUCGCCUACCGAAAAAUUAUCGGAAAAGAAUAUUCCUGGAUCGUCAAAUCCUUCCAUUUUCCACAGUUAAUUUCUACAAAUUUUUAACGUAAAUGUAAGAUAUUCUAACUACACACACGUAUACGGUGGAAUUGGCGGGAAAUACUUGAAGAAUGUUUGUUUCUAAUUUAAUAUGUAAGCAUAGAUUUUAUGUAUCAUAGAAUAAAUAUGCAUAUCGAAAA